AUGGAAACCAACUUGUCCAUUUCUCUCAAUGGAUCUCAUGAGAUCUUCAUGGAGUCCACUGUGGACACUGCUCUGCAAAUCACCUCACUGGUGGCUCAAGGGAUCACCUUUGUGCUCGGCAUCCUAGGCAACGGGCUGGUGAUCUGGGUGGCUGGAUUCCGGAUGGCACGCACAGUCACCACCUUGUGUUACCUGAACCUCGCCUUAGCUGACUUCUCUUUCAUUGCCACUCUACCGUUCCUCAUGGUCUCAACAGUCAUGAAGGAACAAUGGCCUUUUGGCUGGUUCCUAUGCAAGUUAAUUUACAUCGUUGUGGACAUUAACCUGUUUGGAAGUGUCUUCCUCAUCGCUUUCAUUGCUCUGGACCGCUGUGUUUGUGUCCUGCACCCAGUCUGGGCCCAGAACCACCGCACUGUAAGUUUGGCGAAAAAAGUGAUCAUCAUACCCUGGAUUCUUGCACUUCUUCUUACAUCGCAAAUUUUCCUGUUCAUGACCAUAGUGAGGGAUCCAAUAGGGAAUACAUACUGUAAUUUCAACUUUGCCUCGUGGGGUAACACCACUGAGGAGAGGUUGAAGGUCGCCAUCACCGUGCUAACAACCAGAGGUAUCAUCCGGUUUCUCAUUGGCUUCACUAUGCCAAUGUCCAUUGUCGCCAUCUGCUAUGGGCUCAUUGCUGCCAAAAUCCGCAAAAAAGCAAUGAUCAAUUCCAGUCGUUCCUUACGGGUCCUCACUGCUGUUGUGGCCUCCUUCUUUGUGUGUUGGUUUCCCUUUCAACUGAUUGCUCUUCUGAGCACAGUUUGGCUCCGAGAGAUGCUUUUGGAGGGAAAGUACAAAAUCAUUAAUACGCUGGUAUACCCAACGGAGUCACUAGCCUUCUUCAACAGCAGCCUCAACCCAAUGCUCUAUGUGUUCAUGGGCCAGGACUUCCGAAAGAGACUGAUCUCCUCGUUGCCCUCCAGUCUGGAGAGGGCCCUGACCGAGGACCCAGUCCCAACCACUGACACCACAACAAAAUCGGCUUCACCUCCUGUAGAGGCUGAGUUACAGGCAAUGUAAGGGAAGUUGGGGGUGCAUUUUUCGCUCUGCCUGCUCCUAUCCUGUGCAUGGUUCCACCUUUAUGUUACUUUGGGUCAUACUGAGCCACUCAUCAUGAAAACUACCUUGGUGACCUCAGAAUGGUGUGAAUAAAUGGACAUAAGGGUUUUCUAUUUCUGUUAUUUUUGUCUUUGCCACCACAGCAUGCACCCUGGGGUGAGUGGAGGUGGCAAGAGUGCAAGUGGAGAGAAGAGAAAAAGUGAUGGGAAAUCUGUAAAUCUCAGAUAAGAGUACAUUAGAAUAAUAACUGGUAUUUCACCAUGAAGUAAGAUGUUUGGCAUAGAUUGUUCUUUGCUUUUUAAAAAU
Messenger RNA from Molossus molossus (Pallas's mastiff bat), 1401 nucleotides. Its product is annotated as N-formyl peptide receptor 2-like. The transcript has a single exon. Gene Ontology annotation, biological process: phospholipase C-activating G protein-coupled receptor signaling pathway; inflammatory response; complement receptor mediated signaling pathway. The coding region runs from base 1 to 1056 and encodes 351 amino acids. Gene Ontology annotation, cellular component: plasma membrane. NCBI's taxonomy places the organism in Eukaryota, Metazoa, Chordata, Mammalia, Chiroptera, Molossidae. Gene Ontology annotation, molecular function: N-formyl peptide receptor activity; complement receptor activity. The record is from RefSeq and is a predicted model, not a curated record.